Molecule: messenger RNA, 3892 nt
Organism: Williopsis jadinii
Lineage: Eukaryota; Fungi; Ascomycota; Saccharomycetes; Phaffomycetales; Wickerhamomycetaceae
Product: pyruvate carboxylase
Exons: 1
Coding region: 288-3824 (1178 amino acids)
Biological process (GO): gluconeogenesis; pyruvate metabolic process
Cellular component (GO): cytoplasm
Molecular function (GO): pyruvate carboxylase activity; metal ion binding; ATP binding
Source: RefSeq, a predicted model, not a curated record
GAGGAUUUCGCGGGGCCUGCCUAGGUUUCUCUGCCUAAUUUUUUUUCGCCCUCUACGGGGGCCCUCGAGCUCGUUGCAGCAUCGUAGUUUAGUCACACUUUUUUUUGGACCAGCCUGCAGUAGGCAGUUUGCAUUUUUGUCCAUUUUUUUUUGGCUCGACGUUCCCUCCCUGAUUUUUCCCCCGGCGUAUAAAAAGGAAAUGGGAUCUUCCUCUUCUCCAACUGAAGAAACCUUUCCUCUCUCCUACUCCAACCGAUUUUCAAACGAAUCAAUCAAUCCUUUAAAUAAUGGCUGAUCGCGGGGACAUCAACUCCAUUAGAAGGGACUCUCUUCUUGCUGGUCAGAAGACUAACAAGAUCCUCGUUGCUAACAGAGGUGAGAUUCCUAUCAGAAUCUUCAGAACAGCCCAUGAGUUGUCCAUGCUUACUGUUGCCAUCUACUCCCAUGAGGACAGACUGAGUGCUCACAGACUUAAAGCCGAUGAGGCGUACCCAAUUGGUGAGAAGGGCCAAUACUCUCCAGUGCAGGCGUACCUUCAAAUCGAUGAGAUUAUCAAGAUUGCUAAGGAACACAACGUUGACAUGAUCCAUCCAGGUUACGGUUUCCUCUCUGAGAACUCUGAGUUUGCACAAAAGGUUGUCGAUGCCGGUAUCACUUGGAUUGGUCCAACAGCAAAGAUCAUUGAUUCUGUCGGUGACAAGGUGAGUGCGCGUAACUUGGCUGCUGCUGCUAACGUGCCGGUGGUUCCAGGUACUGAUGGUCCAAUUGACUCUGUCGAAGAAGCGGAGGAAUUCGUUGCCAAGUACGGCUUCCCAGUUAUCAUCAAGGCUGCCUUCGGUGGUGGUGGUCGUGGUAUGAGAGUUGUUAGAGAGGGUGACGACAUUGGUGAUGCCUUCCAGAGAGCCAGAUCCGAGGCGCUGACCGCUUUCGGUAACGGUACCUGUUUCAUUGAGAGAUUCCUCGACAAGCCAAAGCACAUUGAAGUCCAAUUGCUCGCUGAUAACCACGGUAACGUCAUUCACUUGUUCGAGAGAGACUGUUCUGUGCAAAGAAGACACCAAAAGGUGGUUGAGGUUGCCCCAGCAAAGACCUUGCCACGUGAGGUUCGUGAUGCUAUCUUGACCGACGCUGUCAAGUUGGCAAAGACCGCCAACUACAGAAACGCUGGUACCGCAGAGUUCCUCGUUGACAACCAAAACAGACACUACUUCAUUGAGAUUAACCCAAGAAUUCAAGUUGAGCAUACCAUUACUGAAGAGAUUACCGGUAUCGACAUUGUCGCUGCUCAAAUCCAAAUUGCUGCCGGUGCUACUUUGGAGGAGUUGGGUCUCUUGCAAGACAAGAUCACAACCAGAGGUUUCGCCAUUCAAUGUCGUAUCACCACUGAAGAUCCAUCAAAGAACUUCCAGCCAGAUACAGGUAAGAUUGAGGUUUACCGUUCUGCUGGUGGUAACGGUGUUAGAUUGGAUGGUGGUAACGGUUUCGCUGGUGCUGUCAUCUCCCCACACUACGAUUCCAUGCUUGUCAAGUGUUCCUGUUCCGGUUCUACUUAUGAGAUUGCCAGAAGAAAAAUGUUGAGAGCUUUGAUCGAAUUCAGAAUCAGAGGUGUUAAGACCAACAUUCCAUUCUUGCUCACCUUGUUGACCAACGAGGUCUUUAUCAGCGGUGACUACUGGACAACUUUCAUCGAUGACACACCAGCUCUUUUCGAGAUGGUUUCCUCCCAAAACAGAGCCCAGAAGCUUUUGGCUUACUUGGCAGACUUGGCCGUCAACGGUUCCUCUAUCAAGGGUCAAGUUGGUUUACCAAAGUUGCAAAAGGAUCCAGAUGUUCCAGUUAUCCACGAUUCUAAGGGUAACGUUAUCGAUGUUAGAACUCCUCCACCAAAGGGUUGGAGAGAUGUCUUGCUCGAGGAAGGUCCAGAAGGUUUCGCAAAGAAGGUUCGUGCUUUCAAUGGUACCUUGAUUAUGGACACUACAUGGAGAGAUGCCCACCAAUCUCUUUUGGCUACCAGAUUGAGAACUUACGAUUUGCUUGCUAUUGCUCCAACCACUGCCCACGGUUACGCUGGCGCCUUUGCCCUUGAGUGUUGGGGUGGUGCUACUUUUGAUGUCUCCAUGAGAUUCUUGCACGAAGACCCAUGGGACAGAUUGAGAAAGAUGAGAAAGCUUGUUCCAAACAUUCCAUUCCAAAUGCUUUUGAGAGGUGCUAACGGUGUCGCUUACUCUUCUUUGCCAGAUAACGCUAUUGACCACUUUGUCAAGCAAGCCAAGGACAAUGGUGUUGAUAUCUUCAGAGUCUUUGAUGCUCUGAACGACUUGGAGCAAUUGAAGGUUGGUGUCGAGGCUGUUAAGAAGGCUGGUGGUGUUGUUGAGGCCACUGUCUGUUACUCUGGUGACAUGUUGCAACCAGGUAAGAAGUACAACUUGGAGUACUACUUGACUGUUGCUGACGCUAUUGUUAAGGCUGGUACCCACAUCUUGGGUAUUAAAGAUAUGGCUGGUACAUUGAAACCACAAGCUGCCAAGAUCUUGAUUGGUGCUUUGAGAGAGAAAUACCCAGACUUGCCAAUCCACGUCCACACCCACGACUCUGCUGGUACCGGUGUUGCUUCCAUGGCUGCCUGUGCAAGAGCUGGUGCCGAUGUUGUUGACGUUGCUUCCAACUCCUUGUCUGGUUUGACGUCUCAACCAUCUGUCUCUGCUUUGUUGGCUUCUCUUGACGGUGAAAUCGACACCAACAUUUCUGAGAGUGCUGCCAGAGAGAUUGACUCCUACUGGGCUGAGAUUAGACUGUUGUACUCUGUUUUCGAGGCCGACUUGAAGGGUCCAGAUCCAGAAGUUUACCUCCAUGAGAUCCCAGGUGGUCAGCUUACUAACUUGCUUUUCCAAGCCCAACAGGUUGGUCUUGGUGAGAAGUGGAUUGAGACCAAGAAGGCUUACAGAGAGGCUAACCUCUUGCUUGGUGACUUGGUUAAGGUUACUCCAACCUCUAAGGUUGUGGGUGACUUGGCUCAAUUCAUGGUUUCUAACAAGUUGACUUCUGAGGAUGUCAAGAGAUUGGCCAACUCCUUGGACUUCCCAGACUCUGUCUUGGACUUCUUUGAGGGUUUGAUUGGUCAACCAUAUGGUGGUUUCCCAGAGCCAUUGAGAUCCGAUGUCUUGAGAGGUAAGAGAAGAAAAUUGGAUGUCAGACCAGGUUUGGAAUUGGCGCCAUUUGACUUUGCCAAGAUCAAGGAGGACUUGUCUUCCAGAUUCAACAAGAUCACCGAGUGUGACAUUGCAUCUUACAACAUGUAUCCAAAGGUUUACGAAGACUUUAGAAAGAUCCAGGAGCAAUACGGUGAUUUGUCCCUAUUGCCAACCAGAAACUUCUUGGCUCCACCAAAGGUUGGUGAGGAAAUCACCGUCCACAUCGAACAAGGUAAGACUUUGAUCAUCAAGUGUACUGCCGUUGGUGAGUUGCACGCUGAGACCGGUACUAGAGAGGUUUACUUUGAGUUGAACGGUGAGUUGCGUAAGGUUACUGUCAACGAUAAGACCUCCAAGGUUGAGGUUGUCUCUAGGCCAAAGGCUGAUGCUCAUAACGACAACCAAGUUGGUUCCCCAAUGGCUGGUGUCCUUGUCGAAGUCAAGGUCCACAAGGGCUCUGCCGUGAAGAAGGGUGAGCCAUUGGCCGUCUUGAGUGCUAUGAAGAUGGAGAUGGUUAUCUCCGCUCCAGUUGCUGGUUUGGUUGCUGAUGUGUUGGUCAAGGAGGGUGACAACGUUGACGCUUCUGAUCUUUUGGUUGUCAUUGAACCAGAAGCUAAGGAGGAAGAGGCUUGAGUUAUAUAUACCUUUGUUUUGAAUUUGUUAUUCCGGUGUGGGUGUUUUCUAUUUGUUGUCGCAACGAC